Messenger RNA from Salvia miltiorrhiza (redroot sage), 2260 nucleotides. Its product is annotated as ABC transporter G family member 9-like. Bases 258 to 2111 code for a protein of 617 amino acids. Gene Ontology annotation, cellular component: membrane. The transcript has 5 exons. NCBI's taxonomy places the organism in Eukaryota, Viridiplantae, Streptophyta, Magnoliopsida, Lamiales, Lamiaceae. Gene Ontology annotation, molecular function: ABC-type transporter activity; ATP binding; ATP hydrolysis activity. The record is from RefSeq and is a predicted model, not a curated record.
GUAUGAGAGCAAGAAAACCUAGAAGCGAGAAACUCUAUUUAAAACCCAAAGAAUGUGAUGAAAUCGAAUUUAUAUUUGUUUUCCAUUCCUAGAAAGAAGAAACAUUAAUCGGUGGGGGAAGAAACAAAACCAUGAUAUAGAGAUCAGGCAGGAAAUCGGGCGGAGAGAGAGAGGAAUUAACCGGCCACAAUAAAAGCAGGCUUAAAGUGGAGUAAGCCCAUCAUAAUCUGGUGUAUAGAGUUUACGCGCUGCCGGAGAUGGCCGACCUCGAGGCGCACAAUCACCCCCAAAUUUCUCCGGCCAUUUUUAACCGACCCAAUCUCCCCGUCACUCUCAAGUUCGAUGAGGUGGUUUACAGGAUCAGGAUCGCGGCGGGGGGAGGCUUGUUGAAGAAGAAAACAAAAUCAGAAGAGAGAGUAAUACUGAAAGGAAUUUCGGGCAUGGUGCUGCCCGGGGAAAUGCUGGCGAUGCUGGGGCCGUCGGGCAGCGGCAAGACGACGCUGCUGACCGCCCUCGGCGGGCGGCUAGGCGGCCAUCUCGCCGGCAGCAUCACCUACAACGGCAAGCCCUUCUCCAACGCGAUGAAGCGCAACACGGGCUUCGUCACCCAAGACGACGUUCUCUACCCUCACCUGACCGUGACGGAGACGCUGGUGUACACGGCCCUGCUGCGGCUGCCCCGGACCCUGAGCAAGGGCGAGAAGGCGGAGCACGCGGAGGCCGUGAUAGCGCAGCUGGGGCUGUCGAGGUGUAGGAAUAGCAUCAUAGGGGGGCCGUUCCUGGGGGGGGUGUCGGGGGGCGAGAGGAAACGGGUGAGCAUUGGGCAGGAGAUGCUCAUCAACCCGAGCUUGUUGUUCCUGGACGAGCCCACAUCGGGUCUGGACUCCACCACUGCGCAGAAGAUUGUGUCGACGCUGUGGGAGCUGGCCAACGGCGGCCGCACAGUCGUCAAGACCAUUCACCAGCCCUCCAGUAGGCUCUUUUAUAUGUUUCACAAGGUUCUCUUGCUGUCCGAAGGGAACCCUUUGUAUUUCGGCAAAGGAGCUGCCGUUUUGGACUAUUUUUCCAGUGUUGGUUUUGCUCCCAGUGUUGCCAUGAAUCCUGCCGAUUUCCUGCUCGAUCUCGCUAAUGGAGUUGCAACGGCGGAAUCGAAUGAAGAUCAAGCAGCGAUUAAGCAGAGUUUGGUGAAUGCUUAUAAAACACAGCUGUCAGCGGCUGUGAAAUCGGAGCUCGAUGUUGAUAGCAGUCUUCACACUCCAACAAAUGAUAGGAAGCUUAAGCGUUGGUCAAAUACAUGGUUGGAUCAGUUCUCAGUCUUGUUUAGGAGAGGAAUCAAAGAAAGGAAGCAUGAGUCUUUCUCAACAAUCAAGAUUGUGCAAGUUUUGGUGGUUGCUAUUCUAACUGGACUGCUUUGGUGGCAGUCCCCCGUCGAUCACUUGCAAGACCAGGUGGGGCUCUUCUUCUUCUACUCGGGUUUUUGGGGGUUCUACCCCCUAUUCCAGGCCAUCUUCACAUUCCCUCAAGAACGUAUGAUGCUGUCGAAAGAGCGGGCAUCGGGCAUGUACCGCCUCUCCUCCUACUUCAUGGCCCUAACCCUAGGCGACCUGCCCAUGGAGCUAGUCCUCCCCACCGUCUUCUACGCCAUAACCUACUGGAUGGCAGGCCUCAAGCACACGGCGGGGGCCUUCUUCUCGGGCCUGUUUGUGCUGCUCUACAGCGUGCUGUGCUCUCAGGGGCUGGGGCUGGCCAUUGGGGCUGCGGUUAUGGACCAGAAGUCUGCCACCACGCUUGGAUCCGUGAUCAUGCUCACCUUCCUCCUGGCCAGUGGCUACUACGUGCAGCACGUGCCCGCCUUCAUAGCUUGGAUCAAGUACAUAUCCAUCAGCCAGUACACCUUCAAACUCCUGCUCAGCUCGCAGUAUGAGAGUGAUCAGAUCUAUCGUUGUGGUGCCAAUCAGACUUGCUUCGUGAGGGAUUUCCCCUCCAUAAAGACGGUGGGGAUUGGCGGGAGAGGGAGUAUCGUGGCGGUGCUCGCCAUGGCUGUCAUGCUUGUGCUCUAUAGGCUUAUAGCUUAUGUUGCUCUCAUGAGAGUUGGCGUCACCAGGAACUAGGCCUCAUUUUUUCUUUCUUUCAAGAAUUGCUCGUUUUAGGCAGCAGCAGCAUUAGUUAGGUCGUUGAGAAGUGCUGAUUUCACUAAUAAAUAAGCACUUUUUAUGUCACUUUUCAGUUGGAUGUCUAGUAGCAGAUAGCAGUGUUUUUA